CCCGUCUGGCGCCGCGUCCCCGCCCCUCCGCCAUGGCCGAUGUGGAGGACGGGGACGAGCCGGGCGCCCCCCACUCGCACCCGGGCUCUGCGGGCUCUAAGGCAGGCGCGGCCGACAAGAUGUUUUCUCUGAAGAAGUGGAACGCGGUGGCCAUGUGGAGCUGGGAUGUGGAAUGCGACACCUGCGCCAUUUGCCGGGUGCAGGUCAUGGAUGCCUGUCUUAGAUGUCAAGCUGAAAACAAACAAGAAGAUUGUGUUGUGGUUUGGGGAGAAUGCAAUCAUUCCUUCCACAAUUGCUGCAUGUCCUUGUGGGUGAAACAGAAUAAUCGCUGUCCUCUCUGCCAGCAGGACUGGGUAGUCCAAAGAAUAGGCAAAUAAAACCACUGGAUGUUGCUUUUUUUUUCUUCUUUUUUUUCUUUUUUUUUAUUUCUGUUGAACUUGUUGAAAUAGUGUAUGUCUUCUGUUAUAUUCUCAUACAAAAGAAUGAAAUGUCAAUCAUGGCAGGAUUUGUUUAAUUUAUCUGCUAGAAGGACAGCGUGGUAUUGCUCCAUGCUCUUUGCUAUACAGGGAGGCAAUGAAUGGUCAGUCUUACUGCAGAUAUUUGCAUAACUGAAGAGACACACUACAUCGUUAGCAGAUACAGCUGUUGCCAUUUGAAUAUUGACUGUAUCAGAGCAUAAAAAUGUGAUGAUGAAGAUUAUACCCCAAGUACAAUUUAUUUAAUGUUUUUGCAUAGAUGAAAUAAUUUGAAAGGGCAGCCCCAUCUUUAAGUCUGAAACAGUGCAUAGUUUACUGUCAGGAUAAAUAAAUAGUUUUCUAAGUAAUAUUGUAUACAAAACCAUUGUUGGUUAGCUUUUGAGAAACUUUCCUUUUUUUCAUCUAAAAUAUUGUGUAAAGCAUUUGCUCUGUGCUUUUUGCAUCACAGUAUACUAAAGAUUUCUAAUUUAGAUUCUCUUUAUGACUUUAGAAAAUUUUAUUUUGUUUUAUCUCUAAGUCUGUUGUGGUAUUAUAUUCUAUACAUUAUUUCUACGCCCAUAGUAUUAAAUUUAACCACAUUAAGAAUUUUUGUUAUUUAUCUAUCUGUUAAAGAUCAUAGAGACGUAUUUUUAAUCCACACUUUUUGUGCUUAGACAUGUGUUUGAUAUCAUUUAACUAGGGGUAUAAACAAUCUCACUGGUUAGCUGACUUAGUACAGAAAGCAAACAGACAGUAUAAAAAGCAAACAAAAUUGAUUAUUUAAAUUUCCCAAGGAAAGCAGGUGCUAACUAAAUCUAGGGGAAAAAGUUAAAUUGCGGUUUCAUAGAAUUAAUGGAAAUUUCUGUAUUGUUGUUUUACUGGCUACAAUGUUUUGCAAGUGGGAGGAAAUGUUUCAUUUUUGUGGAAAUUGUCAAUAUGUCGACUUUUCUAUAUGAAUCGUGAUUUCAUUUUCUUACAAAUAUUUAAGUACUUGCCUCUGACUUUGUGUUUUCCCUAAAGAUCCAAAGUAAUUACCAUUAAUCUAAACAAACACUGUGGGCUUUUUCUUUAAUAUAUGUAAUAGAGAGUUGAAUUAUGACUUCUAAGUCUGUAAAAUUCAGGCUCAAUAAAAUGGUUAAUAAAUCUGGGCAAAAUUAAAGAAGUAUUAUAUGUAUAUCAUUGCUUACUUCAAAGUUAACAUCUAAAGUGUUUAGGAUUAAUGCAUUUCUCAGCAGAUGUAUUUCUGUCUAGUUCUGUUUAUUGUAAUAUAUUUGAAGAGGCUUAUCUUCACUGUAUAAGGUAGACCUAGUGGCAAUCUGUCUUCAAGCAUACAUGCAGAGUUUACUGUGUUUCUGUUUAAUACUUGUAAUCUUGUUUUUAAAAGUUUGAAUAUUUUUAAAUACAGAUACUGUCUCAUUACACACUGAGAUUAAAAAAACAAAUCCUCUGUGUUACUGUCACAGUACCUGUUGUUGGUUGAUAUUAUCCCAGAUAAUGUCUGUGUUAAAACUGGAAACAAAUACAAAACAGAUUUACAGUAAUAAUGAAGUGCCUGUAGCAUUUCCCUUGUUGUGGAGUAUUUCCUCUUAGCUUUUCUGUUUUGUGUAAAUGGAUUCUUCCCAAAAUGAUUGCAAAAGAAAAUCUAGUUGGCUGUGGAAAU
Messenger RNA from Calypte anna (Anna's hummingbird), 2115 nucleotides. RefSeq names its product ring finger protein 7 (gene RNF7). Gene Ontology annotation, molecular function: cullin family protein binding; zinc ion binding; ubiquitin protein ligase activity. Gene Ontology annotation, cellular component: Cul5-RING ubiquitin ligase complex; nucleus. The transcript is spliced from 3 exons. Lineage: Eukaryota; Metazoa; Chordata; Aves; Apodiformes; Trochilidae. The record is from RefSeq and is a predicted model, not a curated record. Bases 33 to 377 code for a protein of 114 amino acids. Gene Ontology annotation, biological process: protein ubiquitination; ubiquitin-dependent protein catabolic process.